Molecule: messenger RNA, 2097 nt
Organism: Exophiala dermatitidis NIH/UT8656
Lineage: Eukaryota; Fungi; Ascomycota; Eurotiomycetes; Chaetothyriales; Herpotrichiellaceae
Product: haloacetate dehalogenase
Exons: 4
Coding region: 727-1773 (348 amino acids)
Molecular function (GO): hydrolase activity
Source: RefSeq, a predicted model, not a curated record
GUUUUACGGGCUUUGUUUACCCUGGUUCUCAACCAGAUAAACACGAUGCUAAUCAUUCCCUCCUGUGUACUGUGUAGUAUUGCAGGGUCCUUGGUCGACGCCGCAUCUUUAUACCAGGAAAGAACAGGACUUUCCUGGUGCCUCAACGUACCAGUUCUCUCAUACCGUGGCGUCGUGUAAAGAUCAAUUCAGGGGUUGAUAAAUAUCUUGGACUCCGCUGCUUCGACGGUUACAGUGACUCCACGUGACCUCCAUUUCUCACCCAUCUCGGCGCCUGCCGCGCAGUGUUGCGCCCUUCACGAGCCGAUUAGUCUGUAUCAUAGAAGUGAUAUCUGUCACUCAGUAUGGGUACUGCUGGCAUGGCAUGCCAAUGAUACACGAAACCGCAACUGACCUUGUUGUUAUGAGGCCGGCAAAUCGAACUCUAUAUCCGCAUACGAGCGACUUCUCCGCCUCGAGAUCCGAAUCAAACAUCUCCUUCUGGAGAGAGAGGGAUUCCUCGGCUGUUCUCUGCUCACGACAUCACAUCAUCCCCUUGACUAAUCCAAAACGCAGCGUAUCAUGUCCCAUAGCAGAAUAUAAAGACUCUAGAAACCUUCGCCUGCCCUGCAACUUGCUUCAGGCAAUCACUUCAAGUUCAGCCUAAAGAGCCCUGAAACACUAUACUUGUAUUUCCUUUUCUACCAUCAUCCUUUUCUAAACCAAAUCAGAACAAGAGUCGUGCUCAUGGCAGCGGCGCAGACUCAAGCUCUGUAUCAAUCCCGCCUGCUCGUCCACCAUAUGACCGAGACUUCUCUGGGAUCUCAAAUCCACAGCUAUGUCAACGAUGGUGGGCCUGACAAACCUAUACUGACAUUGAUCCACGGUUAUCCCCAGUCAGCGUACAUUUUCCGACAUGUUGCAUCACCUCUAUGCCAUAAAGUCUCUCUAUUCGUGCCUGAACUCCCAGGAUAUGGCAUCUCCACGCCUAUCGAGGACAGAUCACGCAACGACAAACGUUCCGUCGGCACUGCUCUUCUCGAAGCGCUAUCGAAAGUCUUCAACACAACCGCCACCUCUUCAUCUUCCCCAAGACGCAUCAUCCUAGGCGGCCACGACAGGGGCGCCCGCAUCGCCCACCGUCUCGCCGUUGACUUCUCCCAUCCACCCUCGGACUCUUCUUCGUCUCUGUUCCAAACCCUCAAUUUAACAGUCAUCGGCACAGUUCUAAUGGACAUCAUCCCCACCCUGAGUCAAUGGCAGGCCUUUUCGGACCCCAAAACAGUGACGGGCUACUUCCACUGGCCACUGCUGGCCAACGCCGACCUCGCCACCGCCAUGAUCACCGCAUAUUGGGGUGGACAUUGGUGCCGGGAGGCGCUCAAGCGGAUUGCAGGGUCAAAUCCACAGUCCUGGGAUCGGAUCGCGUCCAACAACGCUCUCGACAUCUACGGCGUCCUCUUCGCCAAGCGCGACACCAUCUACUAUUCCAGUCUGGACUACGAGGCCGGCGCGACGACGGACGUUACGCAGCAGGAGGAGGACCAGCGAGCCGGUCGCAAGAUUGAGGUGCCGCUGCUCGUCUUGUAUUCCAAGGCCAAGCUGGGCGCGACGGUCGAUGUAGAGGCCGUUUGGAGGGAUUGGAUUCAGCCGCCGCCUGAAGGGUCUGGGUCUGAGUCCAACCACUUCUAUGAGGCUUACGGCGUGGGAGACGGGUACGGGCAUUAUUUGCCCGAGGAGGCGUAUGACAUUGUGGGCCAGAAGAUUGCCGAAUUUUUGAAAAAGGUCGCGUGAGAGACUCAAACUCGCGCAAUGAACACAGAGCAUCUUCUGAGGACUGGAUUUCCCCUAAUCCUACUCUGGGUACUGUACUCAUUGGGUGUCUAGAGUGCUAGGGUGUUAUGUACCUCAGGUAGGUUGUUAGUACCUACAGUGCCUAGGUAGGUAGAUAUAUCUCACAAUGAUGCCGCUACAAAAACGAAGUGGUAAGUGAGUAUGCACAAAGCAAAACUUGAAUGAAUUCUACUACGGCAACUGUUCCAACACCUUGGCUACCGCAAAUGCCUUUUCCUCCCCAAACCGACCCGUCACAAUCUGCACGUUGAUCGGCAUGUUCUG